UCUACAUGGUCACUUGGUUUGAAAGAACUAGAGAAUUUCUGAGCCUGAUAGAACCAAAAGAAAGUAAAUUCUUAGCAACACUUGUUGAAGACUUUUUCGACACAGCGCUGGUCAUUGGCAAAAGCAAUGCAGAAGGGAAGAAACAGCUGCUUGAAUCCUUCCUACCGUACUUGGGACAUAUAGCUAUUGAACCUAACGUGAACUGUGCCCUUCGACAGGAGGCUCUGAGAACCUUAAACACGCUGUUGGACAACGUAGCUCGAGAGGACCGAAAGAAGUUUGCCUUGUCUGAAGAGAUGUGUUUGCUUACGAAAGAACUUGCAAAAAUGAUUCUGGUUGUUGGAGACUAUGAUAUCCAGGUUGCGAUUUUGGAAGCCCUGUUCAGACUGAUGUUGAAAAAAUGGAGAGAUGACCUUGCUCACAAUUGGUUUGAAGAUAAACACAUUGCUAAUGCCUUCAAAGAAAUCAAGGAUAGAGACUUUGAAACUGAUUGCAGGAAAUUUCUUAAUGAAGUAAAUGAAAGACUUGGGGAUAGAAGAAGAGUGUUCUCAUUUCCUUGUAAAGCUGCUUAUGCUGACACGAAUAAGUUAGCAAAACCUGCUGAUGAAAAAUUGGAGGAGUUUUGGAUUGACUUCAAUUGCGGAAGCGAGAGUAUAAGUUUCUACUUAAAUGACCCUGAGCGUGCUCUCUGGGAGUCUGUGAGAUUGCCAGAAGAAGUAGUCAGCAGUUAUUGUGUGCAAGAAGAAGGGGGAGAAAAGAUUCUUCAAAUACUCUUGCAGAACCCCACUACAAUCAACAGAAAAGAAGUAACAAAGAUAAAAAUUCACUUCAAUAGCAAGUUUGAUAUUUCGAGUCCACUCAGUAAGAUCUCUGGAAAGGAUAAAAUGGAGCUCGAACAGAUAAUAUUGGAUGAAGCUGAUGCCAGUAACAGCAGGGAUCAGCCACAACAAAAUGGGAUUGUGCCAAGCAAUCAAGAAGAGCGGAUAAAAGAUUCUGCAGGCACAGAUUCCGUAUCAGAUGUUUUUGGAUCACAUCAGUGUGAAGAAUCCGUUACCACUAGGACAAAAAUGGCUACUCCUGUGGAUACGGCUGCGUUUGAUAAAAGACAACAGACGGGAAAAGAACAUGGCAGUCCUGGUCAAGCAUCCAUGGAUACUGCAGCGGUUUCUUUAGUGCACUCAGCAGCGACACUGAAAACUCCUUCACCAUUGAAACUGUCUCAAUUGAAAAAGAAAGAUAAGACUAUCGAGUCAAGAGCAGAAGGAGAAUCUGAUAUCCUGCCUAUAGAAACACACACUGUAGAGGAUAACGAGAAAGGCAGAAAAAGAAGUUCAAGCAAAGGAAUGACAGAAGCAAAGAAGGAUGUAUAUGAGUUUGGAAACUCCUCUGAUUCUGUGGCACACAAUAUGGUCACCGAAAUGAAGCGUAAAGUCUUUGUCCAGGAUACCCCUUUGCACAGGAGUUUGGAAAAAAGAACUGUGGAACUGCAGAAGGCGGAAAAAAGAAAGUCGGCUAGUUACAAGGAUCAUCUGUUCUCUGAAAGCAACCAUGAAACUCCAAGCAACAGUGCUAGUGAGAAAAGUUGGAUCAUCGACUCUCGGAAAAAAUCCAGGUCCAGAACUGUUUGCUAUACUCAUAGAAGGCCAAAGGUCAGAAGCAAUCUGAAAGUGUUGCCAUUAUCUUCUCCGAGUAGUUGCAGCGAUCACCAUGCAAAGGAGGCCGGGAAUUCAUCCAUGCACAGAGACAUGGCCGAGAAAAGAAGGAAACUGAGCAUAAGAUUACAAGACUUCUUAGCAGGGCAGCAAACUGGCAUGACUUCAACCCCGUUGGCACGUAGGAGUCGAAAUGGCUUGGAAAUGGAGGAUGCCAAUUUGCCACUAAAUGUUUCUUCCCUUGAUGACUCGGAUGCUGAUGGAAGCAAGAAGUAUGGCGCUGCAUCCAGUACUCUGCCUCUGAAAGACCUGGUCUCUAAAUCUAAGUGCAAACUCGCAGGUUUCCAAAGUGUUCUCAGCGAGAAGCGAUUGAAAGCCACCAAGAGGAACUUUAGUAACGAGCUGUCUUCUAGCCUUUCUUUUGAACCCAAACAACUUUUUGAUUCCAUGGAUGUAGAAGAGGAAAUCCAUAAAGGAGAAACUUUAGAUGCAUUGGAAGAUAAUGUCUCCGCCAUGUUCCGGGAAGACAUUGGUGAUUCAGGUGUCAUUGCUGCAUUUGAGACCUUCACAAAUGAACUGAAGAAAACAUUUUGGUCUCGAUACAAGAGGAUAGAGAUUUACACGCAAAAUACCUUGAAGUCACCUGAACAGAAUAUGUCAGCAUUAUUGAAUCAGAUCCAUCAGUGCAGGCUAAAGGAACUGGAAAACUUCCACAGGAUUGUUGUGAAGGAACUAGACAACCUGGAGAUGAGGGUUCAAUUUCUCUCAAGUCUUGAGAGGAAUACAGUGGAAUUUUGGACUAAACAAUCAAACAAGCUGAACAGAAAACUGAAUGCUUUUUGUGCUCAUCAAAUGCAGAGGAUACAGUCCAUGGCUACAGGGCCAGAUGGAAUAGCAAGGAAUCAAAAGGAGACAGGCCAGAAUGUCAAGUUUGGAAAAGUUGUAGACCUUGAGGAGGAGAGAGACAAGGUUUUCAUUGUUACUUCAGACUGAUAAAAAUUGGUUGCAAUAAACUUAAAGAUCCUCCAA
Molecule: messenger RNA, 2681 nt
Organism: Heteronotia binoei (common prickly gecko)
Lineage: Eukaryota; Metazoa; Chordata; Lepidosauria; Squamata; Gekkonidae
Gene: SYCP2L
Product: synaptonemal complex protein 2 like
Exons: 32
Coding region: 6-2645 (879 amino acids)
Source: RefSeq, a predicted model, not a curated record